AUGAAAAGUGGUGACAUCUAUGACAGGCAAAUCACUGCCUCUUCAGAAUGGGAUUCCAACCAUGCUGCCAUCCAGGGCAGACUCUUCUUUUUGGCAGGUUCCGGCAAACAAGGAUCAUGGUCAGCUAGACACAAUAACCUCGACCAGUGGCUGCAGAUUGACUUACUUGAUCAAAUAACUAAAGUAACCGCUGUGUCAACACAAGGCAGAAAUGGUGUCUCACAAUGGGUGACCAAGUACAAACUGCAGUACAGCGUCGAUGGUGUAAACUUUCAAUACUAUACUGAAGUGGGAGAAAAGGUGAUAUUCCCUAUCAUUGCAUAUCAUUCUCAGCGGUUUCAAGGCAAAACUUAAGCCACUGUUCACACUUAGACACUAAUUAUUUUUUAAUUAACGGAGCUGUGUCACGAAAUUUAUCAAAAUUUAAAAGUGAGAGCUGCCACCAAAUUGAGUGAAAGAAAAAAAUGACAUCACAAAACAUUAAAAGAACCUGAGGCGCAAAUAACACAGCAAAUAUUAAAGAAAGCACCGAAAUGGAUCACAACAAAAAGGGAUUUUAAUCGGCGUUUUUUAGAACUCGUUAGCCUAACAGUUCAAAGUUCAUUUCUGUUGUUUGUAUAGAUUUUGAAAAAAUGCUUUACGAAGUACAUUUAAUUGUCUAAGUUGAGUUCCUUAGCGAAUAAAGACGCGUUGACGAUAUUGAAAAUGUUCAUUUAAUGCAAUAGACAGCUUUGGCAAAGUCCCUUUAACGAUACCUGCCUCUGAAGGACCUCAACUCUUCUUAGUUUGCAACCACGUGACAAGGCGGCCAUGUUAGAUGACAAUACAAUAGAAUUUUUUCUGAAAGAAUUUACAUAAAAAUAGAGUUAAAUUCCCAGAAGAGAGAAAUGCUUUUGUUCUUGUUAUUCAACGUGGCUGCCUUGACGUUACGUACAAACCAGCAAUUGCAUCUUGUUGAUUUAGGAGUUUACUGGAAAUGCCGACCGGGACUCUGUUGUUUUCCACUCACUAAUCAACCCAAUCACUGGGGCACGCUACAUCCGUUUCCGCCCAACAGCCUGGUAUGGUCACAUAUCCAUGAGGGUGGAAGUCUACGGCUGUAAA
Porites evermanni is the source of this 1104-nucleotide messenger RNA. The record is from the annotation of a GenBank genome assembly. NCBI's taxonomy places the organism in Eukaryota, Metazoa, Cnidaria, Anthozoa, Scleractinia, Poritidae.